CGAGAGACGUAGCGAACAAAAGCCGGGAGGAGUAGUGGCGAGGUAUGCCGGGGAAGAUGAUACCGAGACAGAGAACUGAUUGAAAGGAGAGAAAAUGGUGACUAUCGAGGCCGCUAGUGAAAUGAGUGCGGUACGCCGGGCUGUGUGGUUCAGUGCCGUGCUAUUCGCCGCGACACCCUUGGCCUACACUCAAGUGACGUGGACGCCGAUCUACGUGGGUGGAUACAGUCAGGUCGACCUCUGGACGCAGAGCACCACCGGCUGCGCCUGCAGCUUCAACUCGUCCAGCAACGAUUGCGCUUGCUGCGUGCCGUCGGGCGGCUGCAGCUGCGGCGCAGCUUCGCCCGAUAGAUGCGCUCAGUGCGGCCUGGAGCAGCAUUGCGCGAAUAUGUGCAACAUAACGCUGGACAGCAGGCAGCUGUUCAGCAAAUCGGAUCGCGGCUUCGGGCAAAUAAAGUCGCCGUAUCUCCAAGGGCCCUCGAGGUGUACAUACAGAUUCGUGCCGGAUACCGGGCAGCGGGUCGAGCUGCAGAUAUAUCGACUGGUGUCCAUCGGUCGACACAACGGCUCCGCGUGCGAGGGCGGCUGGCUGCAGCUCGAAGGCAGCGCUCGCGUUUGCGGUCGCAACCAACGCUUCGACCGGCCGGUCGUGCUCUUCUCGGACAAGCCAGUUGCUACCUUACACAUGCAAAUAAACGAGAACACAACGCGGUCCCAGUUCCUGGCCUACUUCAGCUUCUCGUCCAAAGCGAGCACGUCCGUCGGCUGGCCGGUGAGAGGCGGACAUCCGGUUAACAACACGGAAUGCGACUCCGUGUACGAGGACAUAGACUGCCACGACGGAUGCGUCCUAGCUAGUCCCGGAUAUCCCGGGCUAUAUCCGCCGAAUAUCCGUUGCCGGUACCUAAUCACCUCUGGCCCGCGGAUCUCCAUCGCCAUCAACUUCACGGCGGUGCUUCUUCCUUACAACCACUGCACCAGCGAUUACAUAGCCGUGUAUUCGGGCCCGACGACGUCGAGCCCGUUGCUGAAGAUGCUCUGCGGCAAGGAGAAGACGUCGCUGAUAUACGUCGGCCAAGAGCUCCUCGUCGAGUUCAGGACCGGUCCGGAGGUACCGCCUUUUGAUUAUAAUGGCUUUGUCGCGACGCUGAGUUUUAUAGAAAUGACAACGGAAGCACCGACGACGGUUACCGUCGACAGCACGAAUAAAAGUCUCGAAAUGAUGAAGUCCGCCGGCAGCUACAACGUGCGGUACAACAAUCGCGACCUCCACGAGCACCGCAAGGACCAAGGCGCCGUGACCAACAGCUGCGACCUCGAGGUGAGCGGCGAGAAGGUCCGAGCGGGCCACCACGACACCCGGGGCAAGCCCAAGUCCACGACGUGCAGGAUCGUGCUGCGUGGUCGCGCUUACGACACCGGACACGUUUCCCUAGCCAGUUACAACCUCAGCGCGCAGUCCUGCCAGUCGGCGAUCGAGAUAUUCGACGGCUCGCCGGAAAGUGGGAUGCUCGAUACCGCCACCACCUUAGAGAGGAUCUGCAGCCCUGCGCAGUGGCUCCCGCGGGGAUUCGCGGGUCAGGAUAAGUACGCCGAGCCGAAGCGCUACUCGUCCAACGGCCGGGACAUGACGGUGGUUUUAAGGCGUGCCUCGAACAGCCCCACCGACGAGGAGUAUAUGGAGGUCUCGUACUACUUCCACGACGAACGCGAGGGUGGCACCCAGCAGCCGGCCAGUGUGUGCGACGUCGAAUAUUACGGACUAACGUCACCGGUGGAAGGUUCGGUGGUGCAUCCGGAACCGCACCGAUUAUUCGCCAUGGAAGGCCCGGUGAAGUGCAGGCAGCACUUUAUACCGGCGCCCAACCAGUCGGUGGUCAUUACAGUAAAAGGUAGCACGAAACAGAUUCCGAACAAUCCGUGCGAGACCAAGUGCGGCGACAGCGGCUGCCACUGCGUCAGCAAGUCCCUCGAGAACAUGGACCACCUUCUGCUCGUCUCCGAGACUGGCCACAUCGUCACCUGUCUCUGCGGAAAUUACCAGGACUGGCUUCCGGUGGGCAUCCGUAGCUGGACUCCGGUCUACAUCGAGUGGUCGAGAUCGUCGAGAGCGGGCCUCAAUUUCCACGCGGCCUACAAGUUUGUCAAUGACACUUACUGCGGCGAUCACACAACGGCGGAACCGGAAGGCGAGGUCAAUGGCGGUGAUCUGGCGAGCGCAGGGCUGAAGCUGAAUCAGUAUUACCAGCAGAAGUGCACCUGGAUCCUGGAUUCGCCGAUCGACCGACAGCUCGUCAUCGAAGUCAAAUCCACUCAGAGCCGGCCCUGCACGGCAUGGAAUCUGACGAUACACGAAUACCGGAAGGACGGUGACCCGGCCGGUCUCCGUUUGCACACGUUCUGCUCGAGGGACACGCACAAGAAUUUCACCCUGCCGUGGAAGAUGAAUACCGCGGUGGUUAGGCUGCAAGCUCUCGGCAGGACCGCUCCGCAAUACACCAUGAGAUGGAGAAGUCACACGGUGACGGCCAACACUCGCAAAAGCGGACCAUCGCCUGCGCCGAACCACGUGCUGGGCGCCUCGAGUAGAGACGAACCGCGAGGGAGAAUCGUCCUCGUGGCGUUCGCGAUUCUGCUCGCAUUCUCGUACGGUUGUUGAGAGCGCGUGAACUCACGGCGUAACCACAUCUGCAUACACACACAGAAAACACACCACACUCACACAGAAAUACACACACGUACGUUCCUGUUAAUCGAACGAGCCUAAGUUAAUAAUCCUGUGUACAUAAACGGUGAGGACUCCGAGUCAGUCCUCGUUUUACGUCGCUCGAUGUAAAAUGCUUGACAAAGCAGGUACCGAUUGAGAGCCGAAGUGUCGCCGGCUGGGUUUGUUAACCACGCACCGGGUAAUCUGCAAGAGAGAAAUAUUUUAUUCGCGCGACGCACCCGCGUGAACGCACGCACGCACAUACAUUCACACACAUAGUCAUACAUACACUUGCGAGGGACGAUAUCGGGGAUAAAUUUUAACUGAUCCGCGCGCUAUAUUUUUCACUCUACAUACGACUCGAUCCUUCGUGGUUGAUAUGAUAGAGGGUUAUAACGAGUCGGAGAUUGCCGCUCCUCGAUUACAUCCCAAGUAGCACGGACUUCUAAAAGACGUCUUUCAAGCAACAGUAGCAUUACAUCGAUGUUGUAAUUUCCCACUUAAUAGUAACUGUUACAUACAACAUGUGUUAUAUCGUAUUUACAUUGACUGGGAAAUUACAACGUCGAUGUGUAAUGUGUUUUACUGUUAAUUGGUGUUUACUGAGUUUAAGAGAAAGAUAAUUAGAAAAAGAUGUCCUU
This is a messenger RNA of Dinoponera quadriceps, 3348 nucleotides long. RefSeq lists its product as uncharacterized. The coding region runs from base 95 to 2659 and encodes 854 amino acids. The record is from RefSeq and is a predicted model, not a curated record. Gene Ontology annotation, cellular component: plasma membrane. The transcript is spliced from 16 exons. Lineage: Eukaryota; Metazoa; Arthropoda; Insecta; Hymenoptera; Formicidae.